AAGAGGGCGGACCACUCCAGUCUCUGUGGGCACUGCAUCAUGGUGAGGAAUCUAGACAACCUGGACUUCCAUCUGCCUUCACAUGCCCAAGACAUGCUGGAUGGCCUGCAGCGUCUGCGUUCCCUGCCCAAGCUGGCCGAUGUCACACUCCUGGUUGGUGACCAGGAGCUGCCCUGUCACCGCAGCCUCCUGGCUCUGAGUAGCCCCUACUUCCACGCCAUGUUUGCGGGAGACUUUGCCGAGAGCUUUUCGGCACGUGUGGAACUGCGAGAUGUAGAACCGGCUGCGGCGGGACAGCUGGUGGACUUCGUGUACACAGGCCGGCUGACCAUUACCCAGACUAAUGUGGAGGCUUUGACCCGCACCGCAUCGCGCCUCCACUUCCCUACUGUGCAGAAGGUCUGUGGCCGAUACCUCCAGCAGCAGUUAGAUGCCACCAACUGCCUGGGCAUCUGCGAGUUUGGGGAGCAACAGGGGCUGUUGGGUGUGGCUGCCAAAGCCUGGGCCUUCCUGCGGGAAAACUUCGAGGCGGUGGCACAAGAGGAUGAGUUCUUGCAGCUGCCUCGAGACCGGCUGGCCACCUGUCUGGCCAGUGACCUACUGCAGGUACAACCGGAGCAAAGUCGGCUCGAGGCCCUGCUGCGCUGGGUGCGCCAUGACCCCCAGGAGCGCUCUGCCCACCUGCCCGAGCUUCUCAGCCUGGUGCACCUGGAUGCUGUGCCAAGGCCCUGUGUGCAACAGUUGCUGGCCACAGAGCCGCUGAUUCAGGAGUCGGAGGCAUGCCAAGAGGCCCUGUCCCAGGGCCACAGUAAGGAGCUUCCUGGCCUCCCACAGAAGAUGCAGGAGGUGCUGGUGGUCGUGGGAGGGCGGGCGCUGGAAGAGGAGGACGAGGAGGGUGGUGAAGAACCCAGCCCCCACACCGGGAACUUUGCCUUCUACAACACCAAGGCCAGGCAAUGGAUGGCACUUCCGGACUUCCCCGAUUACCACAAGUGGGGCUUCUCCCUGGCAGCACUCAAUAGUGAUGUCUAUGUCACAGGUGGCUCAAGAGGCACCAAAACAGACACCUGGUCGACCACCCAAGCCUGGUGCUUCCCACUGAAGGAAGCUGUCUGGAAGCCUGUGGCGCCCAUGCUGAAGGCACGCACGAAUCAUGCCAGCACAGCACUGAAUGGAGAGAUCUAUGCCAUAGGUGGCACGGCCCUGGACGCAGUGGAGAUGGAACGCUAUGACCCCUAUACGGACAGCUGGACUCCUGUCAGCCCAGCCCUCAAGUAUGUCAGCAACUUCUCGGCUGCCAGCUGCCAGGGCCGCCUCUACCUGGUGGGCUCCAGUGCCUGCAAGUACAACAUGCUGGCUCUCCAAUGCUACAGCCCUGUGACAGAUGCGUGGAGUGUGAUCGCAUCACCUUUCCUGCCCAAGUAUCUGUCCUCUCCACGCUGCGCUGCUCUGAACGGAGCCCUCUAUCUCAUUGGGGACAACACUAAAAAGGUGUAUGUGUAUGACCCGGGGGCCAACCUGUGGCAGAAGGUGCAGUCUCAGCACAGCCUGCACGAGAACGGUGCAUUGGUGUCUCUGGGCGAUGCGCUGUAUGUGACAGGCGGCCGCUGGCAGGGCAUGGAUGGCGACUACCACGUGGAGAUGGAGGCCUACGACACUGUGAGGGAUGCCUGGGCCCGCCACGGCUCCCUACCGCGUCUCUGGCUCUACCAUGGGGCCUCUACCAUCUUUCUGGACAUCUCUAAGUGGACGAAGCCCUUCAGCUCCCAUGCCACCCAGGGGCACUAGGAAGGCAGGCGUUCCUGGGUCAGCUCUCCAUUGCCCUGCGGAGCGGCUCUUGUUAUGUUUGCCUCUGUUUGCUGUGAGCUGCUGCCGCCCUCUCCAGGGCUUGGGCCGGGCUCUAUAUCAGAUGUCACAGCUGAGGACACAGCUCUGGUCUAUGGUGCUACCAAACUUUGUG
Messenger RNA from Phodopus roborovskii (desert hamster), 1960 nucleotides. It is a transcript of the gene Klhl30, whose product is annotated as kelch like family member 30. Lineage: Eukaryota; Metazoa; Chordata; Mammalia; Rodentia; Cricetidae. The record is from RefSeq and is a predicted model, not a curated record. The coding region runs from base 40 to 1788 and encodes 582 amino acids. Gene Ontology annotation, molecular function: protein binding. The transcript has 7 exons.